Batrachochytrium dendrobatidis JAM81 is the source of this 921-nucleotide messenger RNA. RefSeq lists its product as uncharacterized. Gene Ontology annotation, molecular function: rRNA (adenine-N6,N6-)-dimethyltransferase activity. Gene Ontology annotation, biological process: rRNA methylation. The coding region runs from base 1 to 921 and encodes 306 amino acids. Lineage: Eukaryota; Fungi; Chytridiomycota; Chytridiomycetes; Rhizophydiales. The record is from RefSeq and is a predicted model, not a curated record. The transcript is spliced from 8 exons.
AUGCCAAAGGAAGAACGCAGCACAUCGCAUUUAAAUGCAUCCAAGACUGCUGGUCCGUUGUUUGACAAAAGCCUUGGACAGCAUAUUUUAAAAAAUCCUUUGGUUGUUAAUGGCAUUGUUGACAAGGCUUGCAUCAAAGCAACAGAUGUUGUAUUAGAAGUCGGUCCAGGUACAGGCAACGUCACUGUAAAGAUUUUAGAAAAAGCAAAAAAGACGAUCGUUGUAGAAAUGGAUCCUCGUUUAGCAGCUGAAUUGACCAAGCGAGUGCGUGGAACUGCCGAGCAAAGAAAGUUGGAGGUCAUUGUGGGCGAUUUCCUUAAAGUCGAUCUGCCUUAUUUUGAUAUUUGUAUUAGUAAUACGCCUUACCAAAUAUCAUCCUCGUUGACAUUCAAACUGUUGCAGCAUCGACCUUUGUGGAGGUGCUCAAUUCUCAUGUUCCAGAGAGAAUUUGCACUCCGAUUGGUUGCUAAACCUGGUGACGCACUUUAUUGUCGACUUUCUGCCAACGUCCAGCUGUUGGCAAAGGUUGACCAUGUGAUGAAAGUAGGCAAAAACAACUUUCGUCCUCCACCCAAGGUUGAGUCCAGUGUUGUAAGAAUCGAACCGCACAACCCACCACCACCAGUCAAUUUUGAUGAGUGGGAUGGCUUACUACGUAUUCUUUUUGGUCGAAAAAAUCGGACAGUUGCUGCCAAUUUCAAAACGUCGACUGUUUUGGAAAUGCUUGAACAUAAUUACAAGACAUACUGCUCACUGACCGGAAAGGAUAUUCCAAUGGAUUUUGAUGUUAAAGCACAAGUUCUAGGUGUGUUGGAUGCAGCCGGAAUGGCAGAGCAUCGCGCAGCUAAAAUGGACAAUGAUGACUUUCUCAAACUUCUCAGUAUGUUCAUUGAUGCAGGUUUUAGAUUCACCGCCAAGUAG